UGGAAUUUCGGAUCGAAUUACACGAGAUAGGGCUGCUCCUCGCUGUUCUCCCUCCUCGCUCGCCCCUUGCGCCGCCGUUCUCAUCACCCAUCGCCCCUCUUCUCCGGCGGCGCUUCGUUCCUUCACCCUCUUGUGCCUCGUCCCUCCGCUCCUCUAGCCGUUCGCCUCCCUUCCGCCGCUCGAUCUCUUCGUAGUUCAUUUCUCACCUUCCGCGCGCACAUAGCGAGUUCCCGCUGUUCACUCUGCUCGCGCAAUUUGAAUAUUUGCUGGUAAGGUGCUGCAACUUCUCGCGACCGUCGUCUGUAACGCGGUCAGUACCGACGGCGUCGUCGACUAGCCGUUCGUGCUCUCUCUCCACUGGGCUUGUAGUUGCUCUGCUACGUUGUGCUAUAUUGUGUGCAUCCAAUCUCUUAUCGCCGUUUGCAUUUGACACUUUGCCUAGAUUAGUGACAACCAUAAACCGAGUUGGUAGUGGUUUGAUUAGCUAUUCUAACAGAGUUACGAGUUCAGAGUCGUCAUGAAUUUGCAGAAGUCGUCUGCAUCCUUUCUUGUGACUAUUUUAGAAUUGCAGAAUGAUGUAGAACUCUGGAAAUUGAUAUUUGUGGCACAUGAUUCCAUAUAAUUGUGUGUUCGAUCUCAAAUGCACAGUAAGAAGAUCGAUCGUUUAUCUUCCAUGUUUAGCAUUCUACCAUCAAAUUGUCGAACUUGAUGGGGAAGAAUUGCUGCCAGCGGUAUGGUAUAGAGCUGCCUAUGCUAAGAUAAUCAAACUAUCACCUGUUCUGAAAGAUUUGAAGCAGAUUGAUGGUAAACUCAUAAAUAGAAACGACAACUCUGUCAUUACUGAUGACUAUGUUAUCAGCCACAACCGGUUGUUCAAUUCCAUUGCUAAAACGUUUGUCAGACCUAUCUCGUUGCAGUUUUCUCGAAAUAAUACCAUUGCACAACCUGUAGAAUCAUCUCCAGUACUUUUCAGUAAGCCUAGUGAAAGAGAUUCAAUCAUUGUAGAUUCACUUACAAAGAUCUGUGAUUUCCUCAAUGUGUCUGUUCAAAAGAGGAAGUUUGUUCGUUUGGCAGUGUGUCCACAAGUUACACAGCGCCAUAUAUGGAGGGGAGCGCUUGAAGAGAUCUUUGGAAACUUAAAGCAAGAAAUGCACUUCCUGCCAUGCUGUUCAAAAGAUUUUCAGAUGAGUGAGCAGAUACUAUCUAACUGUGUCAAGUUUUUGACCGAAAUCAAGGACCCAUCAAGUUAUGCCUCUCCAUCUUGGAUGCGACCGGCCCCUUUGAACAAGGUCGUGAAGAUGCAGCCUUCACGCAAAUGGGAAGAACUGCUCGAGAUGAUAGAUGAUCUUUUAGAGGUUUUGGGAAAAGAGAACAACUUCGCACAUCAUGUAUCAAGGCUUGAAAUGAUGAAAAAGGGAUUGUGGCAGAUCAAAGACAUCAUAGUCGAGAGAGAUAUUACUCACAAGGAGGUUCGGCGGCAGGAUUGCCUUCUCCAAAAAAAGUUAACAAAAAGUUUAGGGCACUCAUCCAAGUGUUUAUUUAUUUUGUUACAAUAUUAUCUGCACGGAACUGUUGAAGAAAUCGAAAUUGAGGUUUGUGGAGGGCUUCACCGUUACGGUGGCAAAACAUAUUUAUGCAUGGGAAAAUUUUUAACUUUCUCCGACGAAGAGUCAAUAAUGAGUGGAAUCAUGCAACUGAACAAAGUCCUGAGCGUCUUCAAGUUUGUGUGGGAAACAGCAGCCAUGGAAGGGGUCUUGGUGCUGCAAGGGCAUGUCUGGUGCCCAGAUGUUGACGAAAGGUCUCUCACCUACAGAGGCAAUGUGUAUUACUUGCAUGGCAUAAGGUUUUCCUCAUCUUUCGAAUGAAGUCAAGAAAUAGCCCUUUCCACCAUAUAAGGUAAAAUAAGUUAAACUAUCAACUUUCUUUCAGUAUCUUCACCUUUAUUGCUCUAGUCCAUCUCUUU
Zingiber officinale is the source of this 1963-nucleotide messenger RNA. RefSeq lists its product as uncharacterized. The record is from RefSeq and is a predicted model, not a curated record. Lineage: Eukaryota; Viridiplantae; Streptophyta; Magnoliopsida; Zingiberales; Zingiberaceae. Bases 609 to 1865 code for a protein of 418 amino acids. The transcript has 3 exons.